CAAUGCACGUGUGGAGAAUCCCAAAACCCGGACUGGAGUUUUCUCGCGGGAUUCCCUCUGCGUUGGACAAGCUCUGGCAAAAACUCGAUCAGGGACAUCACUGUAACAUUUACUGAGAUAGCAGCUGGAAUUUUAUUUACAGUAUUGAAGAACUCUGGUAUCCGUAAUCAUCAGAACUGAAGAUGUCAACUUUAUUUGGUGGGAAAUAUAUGGACCAGAACCAGAGGGCUAAGGAUGCUUUUGUCAGAGUGCGUAAGAGGGAUUUAGAGAAAUUAAUUACAGAAGUCAUGCAGCUCAGGGAGUUCCUGCCCAGAGUUCUGAAUGGUGAUCUGACUGAGAUGCUUCACAAAGCUCGAAGAGCAGAGACAAAGAAGGAACACCUUGAGCAGGAACAGAAUCGGCUGAGACAGGAAUGCUCACAUCUUCAGUCCCGGCUGGAUGCAGCACAGACUGAAUGCCAGAAAGAGAGAGAGGAGAAGCUGCUGCUGCGUGAGCAGCUGUGGCAGAGUGGAGCAGAGAUGCAGCAGCAGGCAGACUUCUGCUCCACCAUGGGAUCUGCAGCCUGCGGCCUGCUGUGGAGCUGCUCGUCCAGGGAGGAGACGGUGACCACCUGGCUCGCUGAUGGGAAGCUUCCCUCCUUCCUGGCUGUAGCUGUCCAGACUCUGGAGAGCUUUGUCAAGUCUCUGGAGGACGAGAUAAAAAUUCAGCCUGAGGACCACAAAUCCCAUGAGUACCAGUUUGUGUUGGCUCUGGUUGGGACGAUCACAAAUAUAGCGGCAGUAACAUGCGGGCGGGACUUCCUGUCUAGCUCAGGAAACAUCUUGCUGGACUUGCUGAUGAAACUGCUGCAGCAGAUGAAGCCCAGUGUCUGCCCUAAACUCAAAGUGUUGAUGCUGAUGACGUUGUAUAAUGUGAGCAUCAGCGUCAAAGGACUGAAGUACAUCACUGAAAAUAAAGACUUCAUUCCCCUCAUCUGGAUGCUGUUGGAUGCUGAGCACUGGGAGGUGAGUCUCCAUUGUCUACGUCUCCUCCAGUCGGUGCUGCUGGAGGAGGACGUGCUGCUCCUUCUCGGCUCUUCUUUGCUCAAUCCAGAACUCCGGGCUCGGGUCAGCCGGCUCACCUCCAGUAUGCAGCCGAGCCUAAGAGCAACUGCUCAGCAGACCUUGGAGGACCUGCAGGCCCUCCAAGGACCAGGGAGAUAAACCCAGAAGUGUGAAGUGUGGAUUCUGCAUUUUCAUCCGCUGAUGUCCUUCUGUCAGAUCUGAGCUCCAUGUGGAAGAUGAACAGAAAAUAGAGACCUGACAGUGUUCUUAAAGUCUAAUUAUUUUACACUGUUAUUGUUUCACUGUUAAACUGUUCAUGAUUUAGUCAGUCAGAUUUAUGAGACAUAAAGAUGAUGCUUACA
This is a messenger RNA of Girardinichthys multiradiatus, 1405 nucleotides long. RefSeq names its product heat shock transcription factor 2 binding protein. Lineage: Eukaryota; Metazoa; Chordata; Actinopteri; Cyprinodontiformes; Goodeidae. The transcript has 10 exons. Bases 183 to 1202 code for a protein of 339 amino acids. Gene Ontology annotation, cellular component: cytosol. The record is from RefSeq and is a predicted model, not a curated record.